AUGGCUGAUAUGUUCCGUCGGUGCGCCCUGGCUGCUGGGCUCGCUCUAACCACGGGCUGGGCGGAUGUUAUCUGCGUGACGGAGUACAGCUGCUUUGUUGGGAUGCUCACCGGCAACUUGAUCAAGAUGGGCAGUGGCGUGGCAAAACAUGGCUAUGCCGAUGCUCUCUUCUACAUAUCUGUGAUCCUCUGCAAUCUGGGCGGUGUUUGCUUCAUGCGAGCUUUGCAGCUUCACAUGCCCAAGCGUGCGGCUGCCAUCGCGGCGCCCGUCUAUCUGAUGCUCAUAUUUCUCUCCGAUGUCCUCACCUGGCACUACGGACACAGCAAGUGGCACGCUUGCUUAGUGGCCCCGGCGUACGGCGGCCAAAACGUCCUGGGGCUGGAGGGAACGCUGAAAGUCAGCACCACCACCACCACGGGAAAUUUUCAAAAGCUCAGUGUGGGCCUGUUCUCCCUACUGACUGAUGGUCCCGCCACGCUUUCGGAAUCGCAGAAAUCAUCGCUGGUAAUUGCCGCGAUCGUGCCGCUGUGGACACUCAUUGGAGCGCUGGUUGGAGGCUUUACCGUGGAGUACUUGACGACUCCGGAAAGGCAGUGGCGGUUCCGUUUUGUGGCGCCGGUGCAAUUUCUAAUCCUCGUGCUCCACGAUUUCCUGCUGAACCCACCGGCCUGUGGACGGCCCUCCGAGCCAGAGCUGGAGACGAGCUCCUCCGAUGGAGAGUCGACUCCGCCGAAUGAUUCCUCGCCAAAGAGCGGCCCAGGAGUAGGACGACUUGUCACUUCAGCACGCACCUUUUGA
Molecule: messenger RNA, 798 nt
Organism: Symbiodinium sp. CCMP2592
Lineage: Eukaryota; Dinophyceae; Suessiales; Symbiodiniaceae
Source: the annotation of a GenBank genome assembly